Molecule: messenger RNA, 2619 nt
Organism: Phytomonas sp. EM1
Lineage: Eukaryota; Euglenozoa; Kinetoplastea; Trypanosomatida; Trypanosomatidae
Source: the annotation of a GenBank genome assembly
AUGGUUGAGUCUUCUGACGAGUUGGGGCCCGAAACCACUGCAGAAGUGGUGCAACGCUUAGCCGAUAUCGAUGUGCUUCUUCGGGAUGAAAAAACGUUUGGAGAUGACGGGGCAGCACUGAUGACCUAUCUAAAGUCCAGCGAGGAUAUUGGUUCUGUGUUACAGAGAAAUGAUUUGGAGUUGCGCGAGCUUUCUGAGCUCUUCAUUCAUGACCAUAUCAGUCAAGCAGAUCAGAUUUGCAGUGUGUACAAUGACUUUUCGAAAUCCGAAGAGCAACUUGUGGAUUUCGAGACUGCCAUUGUAGCAUUCCAACGGAAGUUGGAAAAGACGUCGGAUGACAUCGUUCUAAUGCAGCAGCAAACAGAUCGACUCGCGCGCAGCGUCACGCAUCGCCAGCGCGUGAGUGAAAAAAUCAACGAAGUUUGCAAUGCCUUACAAGAUUGUGACUCCUUUUGCGAGAAGAUCGUGAACAAUGAUGUCGAUCAGGAUUAUCUUACGGAUCUGCGAGAACUUGAGAAUUUGCUAUCUUUUAUCUCGAGCAAGGAGCUACAGGCGUCGGCUGUACAAAAUGAAAUUCGUCCCAAACUGACAGCUGCGGCACUCAAGGCAGGUAAUAAACUGCAACGUUACCUCUCCAAACAAAUUGUAGCUCUUGCCAGUAAUCUCAACAACUUAGAGGGUAAGCAGCAGAUUCUUGAGCAAAAUGGUCACUUUGCCUAUCGCUUUUUGCAGUCCUACAACGCGGCCGUUGCGGAGGAAAUAGUCAAGCUCUACGUCAGUAACAUGUCAGGGAUGUAUCGAAAGCAGCUUGAGACCCUUCUACGAGGAUUUGCGGAAGCUUCCGAGCUUCGUGCACGCCCUCUUGAUCCCAUUGUGUUGUCGAGGGAGGUCACCGCAAUCCUGUCGAACCACGAUACGGGCUCGCCUGCAGGAAAUCAGGUGGAGGCGCCGCCGUGGAAUGGCUUUCCUGCCCGGACUUUGACGCCGAAAGAGCGUAGCGUUUCGCGGCGCCUCCUCAGCCUCACGAAUAUAUUUGCGAAAGUCGACGCUCCUCACACGCUUCGCGAGGCUACAUUCCAUGAUACCGUUGCUGUCGUGCGGUCGUUUGAGGUGCGGCACGGGCGGCUGCAAAGCUGCCCGGAUAGCGCAGCGCUACUCGAUCAGUGCGAUUGCUGGGUUUGGCAGCUCGCAAAGUGCCUGCAGGCCUUGGUGAACGUCUGUAUGGCGGAGUGUCGUUUCAUCAGCAGCUUUUUCUCUCCGAGCGAGUCCGGGGGCGAUGAGAACAUUAACGACUGCGAGCGCCUUUCGCAUGCCGUGUUAGAUCCCACGAUUCGCGCUGUUGAGUCCUCUAUCAAGGAAUACGCACCUCUAGUUCUAGACCGCACCGAUGUGUUAGCGGCGCUUCGGUGCAUCGAUAUCUUAAAGCAGUAUUUGUGUACCAUGCAGGAUCCGAUCCCACUUUUGAUGCUGAGCGGCAUGUUGGAGAUGUCGAAGUCAAUCUUCAAGAGUAAUUUGCGCAUCGCCCUUCACAACGAUAGGGUAGCACUUGGGUACUUGUCUUCCAUGAAGCUGCGACCCUUUCAUCGGACUCCCACGCUAAACGCCGGGUCCUUGACAACACUUUUGUAUGAGCAGGAAUACGCCGCAACCCUUGGUCCUCAGCCCACUUUGUUCCGCGUUGGUGAGCUCCUAGGGCAGAUGGAGCUUCUGAACACCGCCCCUUUUUUCCGCUUUUGCUUUGCCAAGGAGAAUGCAUGUGGGAGGACGUAUGAUACCCAUGUCAGCGCUUUCAUCGCUACAUCCCUGAGCAACUUGCUUGAUUUCAUCGAUCAAUUGGCAAAACGACACCCCAGCAUCUUAUCCCGGAGUCUUUUCACCUGCUCUAAUAUUUUUUUCAUCAAUGACGUAUGGCAUACUCUCAUCUCAGAAUUCGAAGAAAAAGAUUCGGCGAACUCGCACUACAAUCCCGGCUCCCCUAAUUGGCAAUCGUCGGAUGCCACAUGUGUUGCCUCCACAUGCAGUAAUUCUGACGUGUUAUUGGCAAGAGAUGACGUAUUACCUUGCUUUUCGGAUUCAAAGAACGCUAAGCUCCUGAAAAGUCGUUUUGAUAAGGCUUUGGAGGCGCUCGUGGCGGCAUACGUAGAGAAUCAAAAGAGUUUUGACUACUUUUUCAGCUUCGAGAGGGAUAUGGAGGCGGAGCUCGGCGAAGAUUUUUUCUCCUCCGUUACCGAUCAACAUGGUGUCGCGUCGGGUAAGACUCCAGGAAAGAUCACCUCUAUCAACUUGUCUGCGGCUAGGACUCUCGAAGUAGCAACGGUGUUUCAUGAUAACUGGCAUGAUCAAUUUUGUGAAGUGGUGGCAGAUAUUACACAAGCAAUACAGUCCAUCUUCGAAGGUGUUUCGCUUACAACGUAUUCCCGAUCAACCCCGCAAUACCUUUGCAGUCAAUUCAUGCACUCUAUAUUACGCACAUACUGUCACGCUGUGGUACGCGCCAACGAUCGACUUUCAAUUUUUGCGAGCAAAUUCUACGCAAAAAACAAUAUUCAGUCAAAGCUCAUUAGUAGCCCCGACCUCAUGGAUGAGAUAUAUACGAUCAUUCGACAUGAUAUGCAAUAG